Frankliniella occidentalis (western flower thrips) is the source of this 3608-nucleotide messenger RNA. RefSeq names its product kinesin-like protein KIF2A (gene Klp10A). The record is from RefSeq and is a predicted model, not a curated record. Gene Ontology annotation, biological process: microtubule-based movement. Lineage: Eukaryota; Metazoa; Arthropoda; Insecta; Thysanoptera; Thripidae. The transcript is spliced from 14 exons. Gene Ontology annotation, molecular function: microtubule binding; microtubule motor activity; ATP binding. The coding region runs from base 18 to 2486 and encodes 822 amino acids.
CGCCGUCCUCGCGCGUCAUGGGGUGGCUGUCGAAGCUGUGCCGGCGCCGCGGCGUCCUGGGCCACUCGGGCAAGGAGCUGCCGCCGUCGCCGCUUCCUGCGGCCGAGCAGCCGCCCCUGCAGCCGCUCGUCGCGGCCCCGGAGCCGCCGGUGGCCGCGCCCCCGGCCCUCGCCGCCCCCAAGGCCGCCCCCGAGGCGGACGUGGACGACGACUGCAGCACCACCACCACCUCGGGUCGCAACAAGGAUCGCGACGUCCCCGGCGGCCCCGCGGCCGGCCGAGUACAUUCCGCGAUCGUCUCCGGGGUCAACUGGGAAACGCGGAGCGUCACCGUCGAGUGGUUCGAACGGGGGGAGACCAAGGGAAAAGAGAUCGAAAUGGAGGCCAUUUUAAAUAUGAACACGCACCUAAUGGGAACAGCGCCCCAAGACGAACCUGUGAUUAACAACAAUAAAAAAGUAACCAGAUCGACGAAAGCAAACAAUCCGACAAUGUCUGUGGCAUCUAGCAAAGCACCGUACAGAUCGACGAGAAACCAGGGCAGGCCGACGAACAUCGUCCCGGCCGUGAAUGGCCACGGAGACUCUGGCAUUCCCGUACCUAACCGAGUGUGUGAGACAGUCGCUCCCACUCCGACGAACCCCUCAGCGCCACGUCACACUAUGCAGCUCUCAACAGCUCCAGUUGCCACCGCCCCUACAGGUACAGGACGUUCAGUGAAAGGAGGAGGUGGUCUUAUCGAGACAGCUGUCCAGAACCAGAACCAAAACAUUGGUCCUGCAGGAGUUGGUGGAGUUGGUGGAGCCGGCGCUGCAAACAACGCCGCCAACAACCGCCGCAGCAAUGUCGUGAAGGAAGUGGAGAGACUGAAGAAGAAUCGAGAAGAACGACGUCAACGACAAGCAGAGCUCAAAGAGGAGAAAGAAGCCCUGAUGAACCUUGAUCCUGGGAACCCUAAUUGGGAAUUCUUAGCUAUGAUUCGAGAGUACCGGAAUGCCAUUGACUUCAGACCUCUGCGAGGAUCAGAGAGUGUUGAAGAUCACCAAAUCACCGUUUGUGUGAGAAAGAGACCAUUAAAUAAAAAGGAAAUGACUCGUAAAGAAGUGGAUGUCAUAACCAUUCCUAGUAGAGAUCAGUUAGUUGUGCAUGAACCAAAAAAUAAAGUGGAUCUAACAAAAUAUCUUGAAAACGCACCCUUCAGAUUUGAUUAUGCAUUCGAUGAAUAUUGCGGCAAUGAAAUUGUUUACAAAUAUACUGCACAACCACUUGUUCAGACAAUUUUUGAGGGAGGAAUGGCAACAUGUUUUGCCUAUGGUCAGACUGGAAGUGGAAAGACCCAUACGAUGGGAGGAGACUUUCAGGGUAAAACCCAAGAUUGCAAGAAGGGUAUCUAUGCCAUGGCUGCCAAAGAUGUUUUUAAGUACCUAAAAUCUUCUAAAUAUGCUCCUUUAAACCUUGUCAUCUCUGCAAGUUUUUUUGAAAUCUAUAGUGGGAAGGUCUUUGAUCUGCUGGCAGACAAAGCUAAGCUUCGUGUGCUUGAAGAUGGCAAACAGCAGGUUCAGAUUGUGGGACUCACAGAACAAGUUGUUGGCUCAGUGGAAGAUGUUUUAAAACUGAUUCAACAUGGAAAUGCUGCACGAACAUCUGGUCAGACAUCAGCCAAUUCUAAUUCAUCUCGAUCACAUGCUGUGUUUCAAAUUGUGGCUCGUACUCCAGGAACUCAUAGAGUUCAUGGCAAGUUUUCACUUAUUGACUUGGCUGGUAAUGAGAGAGGGGCUGACACAUCAUCUGCAAACAGACAAACAAGAAUGGAAGGAGCAGAAAUCAACAAAUCCCUCCUCUCGCUCAAAGAAUGUAUUCGUGCCUUGGGUAGGAAAAAUGCUCAUUUACCUUUCAGAGCAAGUAAACUAACACAAGUUCUUAGGGAUUCCUUUAUUGGUGAAAAAUCAAAAACAUGCAUGAUUGCAAUGAUCAGUCCAGGGCUGAGCUCUUGUGAACAUUCGUUGAAUACAUUACGUUAUGCUGAUAGAGUUAAAGAAUUAGCAGCCAAUGGUCCAUCAGAAAACAAAGCAUCACCAGAACAGGAUCGAGAAUCACCAACUGCUGAAGAUGGUGGUUUAGAUGACAGUGAUCUUGCACAAUUGCGAUCACUAAAUGAGGGUGAACUUUCAGCUGAUCUCUAUAAUUUCCAUGAAGCAGUAUCCCAGUUACAAAUGAUGGAAGAUGAGGUGCUAGAUACUCACAAGUCAGUUUUGGAAGCAUCACAGCGCUGGCAUGAAAUGGACUGUCGGUUACUGGCUGACACACGUGAUGUGGACUACGAUCAGGACGCUUAUGCUUCAAAUCUUGAAGCUCUUGUGUCAGAGAAGAUAGAAACAUUGAUGCAGUUCCGCGAGAAGAUUACUGCAUUCCGUGGUCAGCUUUUGGCCGAAGAAAAGAUCAGUCAAAAAAUGAAUAGAGCCCCAAUGAACUCCCGUCAUCAUUAGUGCUGGAUUUUAUUAGCCUUUUUUUGACUUUCAAGAGUACCCUAGCUUUUGACUGGUUUAGCGUCUGAGUGAGUCAGAUUUGUUUGGAAGACUGGGUAGGGCUGCUCAUAUACCGGUGCGUUUUUCCAAUUCUUUCUCUGCUCCUCUUAAAUUUCUCUUGGUAACCAUUUUUGGCAUUGCAGUAUGCUGUGUUCUUUUAAUUGGUCCUAUUUAAUAUUAAAUCCUCUUCUAAACCCUAUCAACUCAUCAUACUUCAAUCAAUGCUAAAUAAAUUCCAGCCAUUUUCAAAAUUCCCCUCUUUUUUUUUUUUUUGGUGUUCCUUUUUUUACAAUCCCCUUUAACACAUCACUUUUUGUUUUUUAUGUGUAAUAAUAAAAUUAUGUUGAGACAGAAUCAACAAAAGAAUGGGUUGAAUCAAGAUGUUAUGGCGUUAUCUCCAGGAUUGAAUUCGUAUAUUUAUUUAUUAUGAGAUUUUAACUAUCGUACUUGCGCUGCUCUGCAUCAGAGCAAUAUUGGCUUUGUCAAGUAACCCUGUAAUCCACUGAAAGCUAAUUAAUAAGCCCUGUAUUAUUGAGGUGCAAGAUAAUGCUAGUUAUGCCUCAUUUGACUGAUUUUGGACUUAAAAAUGUAUCUCCUUGCUGUGUCAGCUCUCUGUAAAAUAAAGUUAAGGCUCAUCAAACACACCCCUUUGGAUUUGAUGCUAUUUUAUUGAAAUGGCAUUUUAGAAAUGCGUUCAUUAAAUAUUUUAAUGAGACUAAAAUAAUCUUUGUGAUGGAAUGUGAUAUAUUAGUGAACAUUGAACCUCUAUCUAUGUUAAUUUUCAUCAUUUCCUCCAAAGAUGUACGCUGUGCUUAGUGCAUAUGCUGCUUCACAACUACCUCUUAAGGUCCAUCUAUAGUUCCAAGCCUUAAACAAACAAGCAAAAUUAUCCUAAACCUGAGUUGUUAAAAUUUAUUGCAGCAGUCAGGUAACUACUCAAGUGCUGUUUUUAGUGAACUUUGAUUGGAAAGGGUAUUCUGUGCUUAUGUUAAUUUAUAAAUUGCAUGAAGUUAGUUACAUUAAUUUGUUUUUUUUAUUGUUUUUAAUACGAAGCACAAAUAAAAGAAAUUAUGAAUUCUUGAA